This is a messenger RNA of Ictalurus furcatus (blue catfish), 1553 nucleotides long. It is a transcript of the gene gng12b, whose product is annotated as guanine nucleotide binding protein (G protein), gamma 12b. NCBI's taxonomy places the organism in Eukaryota, Metazoa, Chordata, Actinopteri, Siluriformes, Ictaluridae. The transcript has 4 exons. Gene Ontology annotation, molecular function: G-protein beta-subunit binding. Gene Ontology annotation, cellular component: heterotrimeric G-protein complex. Bases 573 to 791 code for a protein of 72 amino acids. Gene Ontology annotation, biological process: G protein-coupled receptor signaling pathway. The record is from RefSeq and is a predicted model, not a curated record.
CAGCGAGGUAAAAAACCGUGGGCCGUAUCCCAUAUAGUUCCUAACUUUCUACAUAAGCACCCUACAUGUAGUGUCACCUAAUGGCGUUCCAGGCUCUAUGUAGUACACUACAUGUCCAACAGCGAGGCGUUUGUUAUGCAGCCGGUGAGAUUUUUGGAUUCCAGUCGUCCAGCACCGUUCCCACCAUUCCGCGUAUACAGUAUUUUCUCUGAGAGAAGUGAAAGCUCGCCUGUCUUUCUCUAGUUUUUGUUUUGUUUAACCACUAAAAGACUAUUAAUACUUUUACGCAUUUACAGUAUUCCUAUUGGAGUCGUUUUGUUUGUGUAUAAUAGAGAGACUCGUACUUUACAAGUGAAGUAGUGUUUAUCUUAAGCGACGCUUUUUAAAGAGCUUUUCAAACAGUUCACGCGACGGUUUGUAACGCUGAGCUCAGAUACUGUCAGAGUUCAGUGUGUCUGAAUCACAGGAGAGUCAUUUACAGGAAUUCACUGCAGGACAGCUGUUGUAGUUCUGCAGCUCAACGUAAGCCCGUAUCACGUCACUCAGGUCUGUGAAGAUCGGCAACAAGAAAAAUGUCAUCAAAGAUGCAGAGCUCGAAUAACAUAGCUCAGGCAAGAAGAAUCGUACAGCAGCUACGGAUAGAGGCAAAUAUUGAGAGAAUAAAGGUUUCUAAAGCCUCUGCAGACCUUAUGCAUUACUGCAGCGAGCAUGCCAAGUACGACCGUCUACUCACGGGCAUCCCGGCCUCAGAAAACCCUUUUAAGGAUAAGAAGCCCUGCACUAUACUGUAGUGGAAAGCACUAAUCAUGUGCUCUUUAAUGCCUCCUUUUUAUAGAGAGAAUAUUUUACCUUAAAGCAUUCAUACACUAGUCGCCUUAAAGUCAGCUAACCUCAUUCUCACUCUUCUUUUAUUCUCCUGCCCUCCAGGCUAGAACAGGAGUCUACACUUGAAACAUAUUCACUUCAAUAUUCACUUCAUUCACUUCUGUUCUAUUCAAGAAAACAAGACCAAAAACCUCUAAGCAAACAAGUUUUAUGGUGCAAUGACAAAGCUUGUGAUAGGAUUAUUUCUUUUUAACCCCACUAUUGAUCGCCAGAACUGAGAAGCUGUUUGCUGUGAUUGUGCUAUCUGAUGUGGUCUAGACCAGACCGUUUUGCAAAUAAAGAAGAAGAAGAAAAAAAAUCUCAGUUGGGAAGUACCCAAACAAAGAGCACUACUCAUCAAGGCCAAUUCCAUUUUCUUUGAUCAUCACACCCCCUUAAUGUCUCAGUUCUGAUCAGCAGUGCUCAGCAGUAGUGCUCUGACUCUGUGUUAUAACAUUCACUGGAGCUGAAGGUUCAGCCUUUCACCUUUCAAGGAAAGUGAGAGGAGUUCAGAGGCUCGAAACAGUGAUCCACAUGUCUAAUAAGUUUGUUUUUAUUCAUUCGGCAAGUGCGUUUAUCCAAAGUGUCUUGCAUAUGAGACAAAAUAUAAUUCGAGCAUAAAACCAUCCAGUAACUAGUGCUGAAAGAACUUACACUGUUCCACAUAGUAAUAAAUCAAGGCAACUGGA